UCUUGUGGUUGCCUGCUUAGCAUAAAAAGAUCCGUCACUAUUAGUUGCAUAGCAUUUGUGUGAUCGGCAUACAAGGUAACAGUGAGUACGGGAAGACUCAGAAUUUUGUAUUCCAUUAACACAACGAAGAGAUGGAAAUAAGUAACAUAACGACAGUCGUUAAAACAGUAUUUCUUUCAGCAAUGAGUUUUCUUAAAGUUGUAGUUUUUGUUCUUCUGGUCGCUGGGUCUAAAAGCCAAGGUACUCAACAUGUGGUGUUGUCUUGCGGGAGUGGUAGUACAGAACAAAAAGGAGAGCCUGGGCCUCCUGGUAAACGAGGACCCGUGGGUGGAAAUGGUUUACUUGGGCCUGUGGGCCCGAAAGGCGAGCAGGGGCAUUGUGACCCGACCUGCAGGUCAGAGUACAAUGUUUUAAGUGAGAAGGUGCAACGGUUGGAAAGAUUAAUGGAAGUUUAUUCAUUGCCGACAAGUUGCAAGCAAGCUUUGCUAAUGGGACGAAACGAAAGCGGGAUUUACGAGAUAUAUAACCGAGGGAACAGACAAUCUUUGGAAGUUUACUGCGAUCAAACCACAGACGGUGGCGGCUGGCUGGUUUUCCAACGAAGAACGGACGGGUCUGAAAACUUCUACCGAACUUGGGCAGAAUAUCGACAGAAAUUCGGGAAUCUGAGCAACGAAUUUUGGCUGGGUUUGAAUUUAAAAACAAUGAAUUACGAAAAAUUCCUUAGUAAUAUUUUUUUAAACAUAUUUUUUAAAGGUAUGGAAAAUCUCCAUUCUUUAACGUCUUCUGGACUUUACGAACUGAGGGUUGACUUAAAAGAUUGUGCAGACGUUUGGAAAUACGCCAAGUUUAGCUCGUUUUCGAUCGCUUCAGAAGAACAACUUUAUAGAUUGUCAGUGUCCGGGUAUUCCGGGACCGCUGGAGAUUCCUUGAGCCAUCAUAACAAUCGCCCCUUUACUACGAAGGACCAAGACAAUGAUUCCUCCGGAGGAAAUUGUGCGGUCAUAGAGCAGGGUGCUUGGUGGUACGGGGCUUGCUAUCACUCAAAUUUAAACGGGGCAUAUUUGAAUUGCCAAACCAGCACCGAUCAAGCUGCGAGUUGGGCCCUUUUCCAUGGAACAAAAUAUUCUCUGGAGUACAUAGAGAUGAAAUUCAGACCCGUGUAAUACUUAAAAUUCAAUCUUUUUUGUACAAACGAAAAAUAUAGCGGGGUGUAGUAAGAUGCGCUCUUAUAUGUUUUCAACCUCUUUUUUCGUUGGGUAUAGUAAAGAAAAUACCUACAAAGUUAUAAAUACCCGUAUACGCGCGAAUCUAAAAGAACGUUGUUAAUUGUUUUUCACGAUCAGAAAAUAUGAAAUAUAAGGUGCUAACGCUUUCUAAUGGGCUACGAUUUUAUUAACUAAACUUUUUAGUAUAUGCUUAAAUGGUGUGUAAUUACCAAGUUUUAGCAGAUUAUUAAAAACAAAGUGUUUGGCUUAAAGCUUUGAACAUUAAUACAAAUACAUCCAGAUCCAGUAUUCCUUUUGGUGCACCUAACCAUAUUGCAUAAAAUGAAUAUCUUUAUACUAACCCAUGGAAGUCAUAACCGUUGUAUAUUCACAAUCUAUCUGCCAUGGUAGUUAUUACAUCCCGUGGCCAAGUAUUUGCUACCAAGCUAAUAAAUAAGCGCCGUAUACUCAA
This is a messenger RNA of Ciona intestinalis (vase tunicate), 1680 nucleotides long. NCBI's taxonomy places the organism in Eukaryota, Metazoa, Chordata, Ascidiacea, Phlebobranchia, Cionidae. The record is from RefSeq and is a predicted model, not a curated record.